AUGCUCUCCCCGGAGCCCCCAGAGCGUCGCGAUGCUCUCCCCGGACGCCCCAGAGCGUCGCGAUGCUCUCCCCGGACGCCCCAGAGCGUCGCGAUGCUCUCCCUGGACGCCCCAGAGCGUCGCGUGCUCGCCCCGGACGCCCCAGAGCGUCGCGAUGCUCUCCCAGGACGCCCCAGAGCGUCGCGGAUGCUCUCCCCGAACGCCCCAGAGUGUCGCGAUCCUCUCCCCGGACGCCCCAGCCAGAGCGUCGCGAUGCUCUCCCUGGACGCCCCAGAGCGUCGCGAUGCUCUCCCCGAACGCCCCAGAGUGUUGCGAUGCUCUCCCCCGGACGCCCCAGAGCGUAGCGAUGCUCUCCCGAACGCCCCAGAGCGUCGCGAUGCUCUCCCCGGACGCCCCAGAGCGUCGCGAUGCUCUCCCCAGACGCCCCAGAGCGUCGCGAUGCUCUCCCCGGACGCCCCAGAGCGUCGCGAUGCUCUCCCUAGCCGCCCCAGAGCGUCGCGAUGCUCUCCCCAGACGCCCCAGAGCGUCGCGAUGCUCUCUCCGCACGCCCCAGAGCAUCGCGAUGCUCUCCCCGGGAGCCCCAGAGCGUCGCGAUGCUCUCCCCGGACGCCCCAGAGGGUCGCGAUGCUCUCCCCGGACGCCCUAAAGCGUCGCGAUGCUCUCCCCGGACGCCCCAGAGCGUCGCGAUGCUCUCCCUGGACGCCCCAGAGCGUCGCGAUGCUCUCCCUGGACGCCCCAGAGCGUCGCGAUGCUCUCCCAGGACGCCCCAGAGCGUCGCAAUGCUCUCCCCGAACGCCCCAGAGUGUCGCGAUGCUCUCCCCGGACGCCCUUGAGCGUUGCGAUGCUCUCCCGAACGCCCCAGAGCGUCGCGAUGCUCUCCCCGGACGCCCCAGAGCGUCGCGAUGCUCUCCCCGGACGCCCCAGAGCGUCGUGAUGCUCUCUCCGGACGCCCCAGAGCGUCGCGUUGCUCUCCCCGGACGCCCCAGAGCGUCGCGAUGCUCUCCCCGGACGCCCCAGAGCGUCGCGAUGCUCUCUCCGGACGCCCCAGAGCGUCGCGAUGCUCUCCCCGAACGCCCCAGAGCGUCGCGAUGCUCUCCCCGGACGCCCCAGAGCGUCGCGAUGCUCUCCCCGGACGCCCCAGAGCGUCGCGAUGCUCUCCCCGACCGCCCCAGAGUGUCGCGAUGCUCUCCCCGGACGCCCCAGAGCAUCGCGAUGCUCUCCCCAGCCGCCCUAGAGCGUCGUGAUGCUCUCCCCGGACGCCCCAGAGCGUCGCGAUGCUCUCCCCGGAUGCCCCAGAGCGUCACGAUGCUCUCCCCGGACGCCCCACAGCGUCGCGAUGCUCUCCCAGGACGCCCCAGAGUGUCGCGAUGCUCUCCCCGGACGCCCCAGAGCGUUGCGAUGCUCUCCCGAACGCCCCAGAGCGUCGCGAUGCUCUCCCCGGACGCCCCAGAGCGUCGUGAUGCUCUCCCCGGACGCCCCAAAGCGUCGCGACGCUCUCCUCGGACGCCCCAGAGCGUCGCGACGCUCUCCCCGGACGCCCCAGAGCGUCGCGAUGCUCUCCCCGGAAGCCCCAGAGCAUUACGAUGCUCUCUCAGGACGCCCCAGAGCGUCGCGAUGCUCUCCCCGGACGCCCCAGAGCGUCGCGAUGCUCUCCCCAGCCGCCCCAGAGCGUCGCGAUGCUCUCCCCAGACGCCGCAGAGCGUCGCGAUGCUCUCCCCGGACGCCCCAGAGCGUCGCGAUGCUCUCCCCGGGCGCCCCAGAGCGACGCCCCAGAGCGUCGCGAUGCUCUCCCCGGACGCCCCAGAGCGUCGCUAUGCUCUUCCCGGACGCCCCAGAGCGUCGCGAUGCUCUCCUCGGACGCCCCAGAGCAUCGCGAUGCUCUCCCCAGCCGCCCCAGAGCGUCGUGUUGCUCUCCCCGGACGCCCCAGAGCGUCGCGAUGCUCUCCCCGGACGCCCCAGAGCGUCGCGAUGCUCUCCCUAGCCGCCCCAGAGCAUCGCGAUGCUCUCCCCGGACGCCCCAGAGCGUCGCGAUGCUCUCCCCGGACGCCCCAGAGCGUCGCUAUGCUCUCCCCGGACGCCCCCAAAGCGUCGCGAUGCCCUCCUCGCACUCCCCAGAGCGUCGCGAUGCUCUCCCAGGACGCCCCAGAGCGUUGCGAUGCUCUCCCCGGACGCCCCAGAGCGUCGCUAUGCUCUUCCCGGACGCCCCUGAGCGUUGCGAUGCUCUCCCCGGAAGCCCCAGAGCAUCGCGAUGCUCUCCCCGGACGCCCCAGAGCGUCGCGAUGCUCUCCCCAGACGCCCCAGAGCGUCGCUAUGCUCUUCCCGGACGCCCCAGAGCGUCGCGAUGCUCUCCCCGGACGCCCCCAGAGCAUCGCGAUGCUCUCCCCAGCCGCCCCAGAGCGUCGUGAUGCUCUCCCCGGACACCCGGAGAGCGUCGCGAUGCUCUCCCCGGACGCCCCCAGAGCGUCGCGAUGCUCUCCCCGGACGCCCCAGAGCGUCGCGAUGCUCUCCCUAGCCGCCCCAGAGCGUCGCGAUGCUCUCCCCGGACGCCCCAGAGCGUCGCAAUGCUCUCCCCGGACGCCCCAGAGCGUCGCGAUGCUCUCCCAGGACGCCCCAGAGCGUCGCGAUGCUCUCCUCGCACUCCCCAGAGCGUCGCGAUGCUCUCCCAGGACGCCCCAGAGCGUCGCGAUGCUCUCCCCGGACGCCCCAGAGCGUCGCGAUGCUCUCUCCGGACGCCCCAGAGCGUCGCGAUGCUCUCCCCGGACGCCCCAGAGCGUCGCGAUGCUCUCCCCGGACGCCCCAGAGCGUCGCGAUGCUCUCCCCGGGACGCCCCAGAGCGUCGCGAUGCUCUCCCCGGCCGCCCCAGAGUGUCGCGAUGCUCUCCCUGGACGCCCCAGAGCAUCGCGAUGCUCUCCCCAGCCGCCCUAG
Messenger RNA from Closterium sp. Naga37s-1, 2925 nucleotides. NCBI's taxonomy places the organism in Eukaryota, Viridiplantae, Streptophyta, Zygnematophyceae, Desmidiales, Closteriaceae. The record is from the annotation of a GenBank genome assembly.